AUGUCCAACCCUGCCCUGGAGAUUUCGGAAACUAUUCAGGCGGCGCAUAUCCGCUCGAAUCCUUCUCCGACUCACGAUAUCAACCCCUCUACCGCGGCCUCGGAGAAACAGCCCGUUGUUGUUGGCCCUGCUUCCGACGCUGGCAGCCUCCCAUCGGACUUUGUUGACCCCAGCCGGGUCAUUCGUCCUGUCCGCCGCCGUCAGACGCUUCCUCCCCUACCGGAUCUUCGUUUUGAGCAGAGUUACCUUGCCAGUAUCAAGGACGCCGAUACCUGGGGCCGCGUGGCGUGGAUCACUGUCCGUGACCAGGUUCUCCUCCCUCUCAUCCAAGGCACCGUCUGGACUCUCGCGCUCUCGGGGUGGCGUUUCUGGAACCGCAACGCCUCGCUCAGCGGCCAAACUGUCGGCAGCCGAAUCCGCAGGUGGUGGUAUGAUGUCAACAACUGGAAGCUGCCUCCUAUGAAAUGGACCAAGGAUCCUAAGCUGGAACUAACGGCGCCGGAGUUCUUGCAGUUUUACGAGGCUCAAUUUUCCAACGCGGGGUCCGAUUGA
Penicillium cosmopolitanum is the source of this 552-nucleotide messenger RNA. RefSeq names its product DUF1770 domain-containing protein. The transcript has 3 exons. Lineage: Eukaryota; Fungi; Ascomycota; Eurotiomycetes; Eurotiales; Aspergillaceae. Gene Ontology annotation, biological process: mitophagy. Gene Ontology annotation, molecular function: mitochondrion autophagosome adaptor activity. The record is from RefSeq and is a predicted model, not a curated record. Bases 1 to 552 code for a protein of 183 amino acids.